AUGAAUGAUAAACGAAGAUUGGAAUAUAUCAUAAGUUUUCGCAAGGAGAGACUUUCCGAGAUCUUGGAAGAACUUUCGGAAGAAGAGGUGGUGGCCGACAAUAGAAGUGUCAAAAGUGGAUAUAGUGAAUAUAGUGCCUCUAGCGAUGAGACUUCAGACGACGUUUGUCCGAAAUACGACCCUUCUCUCCUCAGGCGAUGUCCAUCGUAUCAAAAAGAGUG
Molecule: messenger RNA, 221 nt
Organism: Acaulospora colombiana
Lineage: Eukaryota; Fungi; Glomeromycota; Glomeromycetes; Diversisporales; Acaulosporaceae
Source: the annotation of a GenBank genome assembly